Prunus armeniaca (apricot) is the source of this 717-nucleotide messenger RNA. The record is from the annotation of a GenBank genome assembly. NCBI's taxonomy places the organism in Eukaryota, Viridiplantae, Streptophyta, Magnoliopsida, Rosales, Rosaceae.
AUGGUGAAGCAAGGUAUUGCGUUAGGCCAUUCUAUUUCCAACAAAGGUAUUGAGGUAGACAAAGCAAAAAUUGAUUUGAUUUCUAAUUUACCAGCCCCUACUUCAGUGAAAGGAGUGAGGAGUUGUCUAGGACAUGUAGGUUUUUAUCGUCGUUUUAUUAAAGAUUUCUCCAAAAUAGCUCAUUCUCUAUUCAAUCUUUUAGCUAAAGAUGCUGUUUUCAACUUUGAUAAAGAUUGUUUAGAUGCGUUUAACACUUUGAAACUUGAACUAACAUCAACUCCAAUUAUCAAGGCACCAGAUUGGUCUUUACCUUUCGAAUUAAUGUGUGAUGCUUCUACCUAUGCUCUUGGUGCAGUUCUAGGUCAAAGAGUUGCUCAACUCAAUUACUUUACAACUGAGAAGGAGUUGCUUGCUGUAAUUUUUGCUUUAGAGAAGUUUUGUUCAUACCUUGUUGGUUCUAAAGUGAUUGUAUAUUCUGACCAUGCAACACUUAGGUACUUAUUAACCAAGAAGGAUGCUAAGCCACUCUUGCUUCGAUGGGUAUUGUUGUUGCAAGAAUUUGAUUCAGAAAUCCGAGAUAAGAAAGGGUGUGAGAAUGUUGUUGCUGAUCAUCUCUUUCGUCUCAUCGAUGGUAACCAAGAGAAUGAGGAUGUCCUACCCCUCAAUGAAUCUUUUUCGGAUGAACAACUAUUGGCCAUUCAUGAUCAAGAACCAUGA